Lachancea dasiensis is the source of this 2640-nucleotide messenger RNA. The record is from the annotation of a GenBank genome assembly. NCBI's taxonomy places the organism in Eukaryota, Fungi, Ascomycota, Saccharomycetes, Saccharomycetales, Saccharomycetaceae.
AUGAAUGAGGAUCAGCAGCGUAAGAGGGUGUCCAAAGCCUGCGACGCAUGUCGCUCAAAAAAAAUCAAAUGUGAUGGCACAGAACCUUGCUUCCACUGUAUUAAAGUGGGCUGUGCUUGUACGUACUCCCAUGUGGUAAAGAAAAGGUUGAAACCUCCGACCCGUAUCUCGAAUCGAAAAAUAAUGUCGGACUUAUCGGAUCGUUUAACUAGGUUGGAAGAUAUUUUAACGCAAAUUCGAGAUGGAUCUGCUAGCUCCGAAUCAAGCAGUGCGACAUUGGUAGAUGAAUCAGCGUUGCUCAAUGUAGAAAGUCAACAUGUGAGCGCGGAAAGUCUAUCGGCGUCUGAGAGCGAUAGCGGUACCGACACAAUAGAGUCCGAUGGCACACUUUCUACCCGCGUCCCUGGCCGAACUUCGGAGGUCGACCUAUGUGGUGGCUGGGAUACUGGUACAUGCUGCGCCCCUAAAGGCAGUGCUGGUAUAGGACCUGGAUCAGUCUCCUCGACUGUGAAAGACGGCGAAGAUAUGGCUCAUUCUUCGCUGGAUCCAAACAAAUGCGAACACUAUCUAAAUGCUUAUUCUGCCUUUUCUCUUUUCACACGCAGGGGUCUGUACUGGGUCCACCAAAAAUUGAAUGGUGGCUCGGACCUGAUGGGCAGUCUCAUUCAAGUCAAGGCAGCUAUUUGUUCCAAUAAUUUUAUCAACUUCGACCUCUACUUUGAUAGAAUCGGACUCAUAGAUACGUAUGAUUUCCCUUCCACCGACACAUGUGAAACCCUUUUCCAAAAUUUUUUAACAUACGCGGUUCCCGUUGCACCUUUGGACAUUGAGAGUGAAAUUCCUGCGAUCAAAGAGAAAUUCGACUUGUCACCAAGAACUCUGAAUUACUCGGAACUUUUUUUGGUCAACACAGUGCUAUUGAUCGGAUCCACCAUUGAGUGUCAAAAGCUCUCCAUAAAGAAUGAAAACAACGCUAGAUGGCUUAUGAUUCAGACGCAGAUGAUGCUUAAAACCCUUCAACUGUACCAACAGACGAGUCUGACAUUCGCAAAUGACACCCUUUUGUAUAUAAAAGGCGUCUUUUUGUUUUGCUGGCAAGUUGAAAACUCCCCCACUCCCCAACUGGCCUAUCUAUUUUUGUCCACAGCCGUUCGUUUAGCACAAGAAAUAGGCUUACAUUUGAGAGAGUCAUACCAAGCACUUACUGAUUCGAAGGAGGCUUCAGCUCGACAUAGCUUGUGGCAAAGUCUGUACCGUUAUGAUAUUUAUAUUUCCAUUCGCACCGGUAAACCAACUUCGAUUCACGACGAAGACACUAGUGUACUGGAUGAUUGGGAUUAUUAUCGGUAUAUGAAUGCUAACCUCAAGGGGACUAAGUUGGAUCUACAAUCCACUUCAGAUCCUUACGAUUCUAAGAAUUGGCUAAGUGAGCUGGAUUCCAACCUUAGGGUUUCUUGUUUCAAAUCGAGGGAAAGCUUGAAUUUUGCCCUGAAGUAUUAUGAAUUAAAAUUGGGCCAGAAUUCUAGUAAGAGCUACAAGUUUUUACUCACUUGCCGAGCAUUGGCAGAAUCUAAUUACAAAAGACGGGCCGCGUUAGUUGAAAAACUGAAUCGCGGCUUAGAUGAAUGGCGUUCGACCGUUCCAUCAUUUUUAAAGGUUGCGAACUGCUUAGACGAUAUGAGUAAGCUGGAUAAUAUACUCGAAAACAUGCCUGAAAGGUCUCCAGAGAGUGGCCCUUGGACCUCUGUUAAGUCAUCGGUGGCCUCUCUAAAAUUAAGGAUACUUAACUUGGAGACAGAAUAUUAUUUGAGCAUGUUGUACACUAAUUGUGUUCUAUAUCGAACACCAUGGAAUAAAGAUAGUCUAUUUCAUUCAUCAGGCAGAGACCUCCGGCCCACUAAAGAUGACAGGUGUGCGUUUGCCGCUAGAAUGAUGUUGAAGUUGGCUCAAGCCACCAUUGAGACACAGAAUCCCAGCACAACCCUUCGAGGAAACAUCCUUUAUUCUUUUUUCAGUGGUUUUUUGAACUUAUUUUAUCGUUGCAUCGAAAAUUGUACAGCAGCGAAGGAAGACCUGCGUCUUUUGUACGAUACCACUUUAUUGGUGAACGAAACCGCCAAGAGCCAGAGAAACAUACACUCCCUGAAGUGGACUGUAGUUGUGUUUACAUGCUUGAGUUUCUUGAAGCUGGGGGUGCUGAACUUCCAGGCAGAGACCAAUGAUGAAUCGCUAACGAUCGAUCCUGAUGUUAUACAAAACGAACUGAAAGCUCUGCUGGCGAUUUUGGCCGUACAGCCUCAGGAGACAUUGUUGCAAUUACGAAUUAUCGACGAGUUCCACAAUAAUUUGAGAAGCGUAAUUCCCGAACAAAUUAGCAGAACUGAUCUCGAAAAUGGUGCACCUCGAUCCCUCAGUAGCUGGGUGGAUGGUGAUUUGCAAGCCUCUCCAUUGAUCAGCAAAAUGGACGCGGGCCUUGCUCCCGAAGAGUCAUUAGGAACGUUGCUGAACGACAUUUAUGGUCUGGCGCCCAAUCAAGUCGGCAACGAAGAGGUCGGUGCCGGAGGCCAGGAUUUUGACUUCACCCAGUUUUUUGCCGCAGAUGACCUACCUUUCGAGCGCCGCUCAAUGUUUCAUUUCUAG